Messenger RNA from Paramormyrops kingsleyae, 5127 nucleotides. RefSeq names its product 3-oxo-5-alpha-steroid 4-dehydrogenase 2-like. Lineage: Eukaryota; Metazoa; Chordata; Actinopteri; Osteoglossiformes; Mormyridae. The record is from RefSeq and is a predicted model, not a curated record. Gene Ontology annotation, molecular function: 3-oxo-5-alpha-steroid 4-dehydrogenase activity. Gene Ontology annotation, cellular component: membrane. Gene Ontology annotation, biological process: steroid biosynthetic process.
ACAACUUUAGCAGGUGGAAACCAUCUUUCUUCAAAGCUUGGGUUGUCUUCAUUCUUACAAAAAUGUUUAAUUUUCUCCAUAUUGUUGCAGCUUGAUAUAUUACCUGCAGUUUGGCUUAAAGAGCUUGCCCUGUCUUGAUGCUUAAACCAAGCAUCUCAUGUUCUAGCAUAUAACUGCUGUGUUAUCUUGCUGAUAUUUGUUAUAUUCUAACCACAACAUCGACUCCCUGGUUUUGCAAGACUAGUUUUUCUAGUACUGUUAGUUUUUUUUUGCCCUACUUUAGAUUAGUUAUUCCUCCAGUGUAAUAUGAUGGUUAUUUCCAAUAUUAUAAAUGAUUGCAAGUGUAUCUUUCAGCCGGGUACUGGGGGGAUUGAUUGCUGGCUCUUUUCACUACUCUGGAAACAUCUGCAUAUGAGAAGGGUAAAUAUUUGUGGUUUGGGGUUUUGAUGCAUAAACCCCCAGCAGGACUACACACAGAGUAGUUCUGGUAUGACAAGGUAUAAAUGUAGAACCCUUAGCUACUAUAAUCUACGGAAAUCCUUUAAUGGGUGAGGCAGCUAAGGCAUUUAAGAGCUUCUCCACUUUAAAGUAUCUGAGACCUUGGACACCAGUGAGGGAUUGGUCAAAUAAAAGGUUCACAGAGAUUUUCUUGCAUGCAAAUUAAAUGUAAAAUACCUCUGGAGGCAGUUGAGUUCAUAGCAGUGAGACAGUUUCUAUCGAUGGAGACUUUUUGUAGCGCCCCCCCCCCAUGGGUAACUGAUUAAUGGAAUGGCUCAGUAUAAAGAUGGAUCAAUUGUCAAAACUACUGCAGUGCUAUGCAGUGAGUAUAUUUUGAGAGUGCAUCAUGAUUAAGUUAUUUGUAUUCCCCUUCUGGGGAUGUAGUCAUUCCAUAUCAGUUUCUGCAGAAACAUGACCAAUAGGAGAUACCGAGAGUGUGUCAUCCAUUUAUCUUGGGUUGCAGUGUUGAUAACGUUGACAUUAUUUGCUUAUUUUGGUGAGUACCUCACUGCACAAUGCAACAGUAGUUUUGCUCCUUGCACCAAUGUGAAACUUUAAGGAAUAAUACUAGACUCCCAAGUUCCCAAGCUGCUGCUCACAUGAGUCACAUGAGAAAUGCAACCUGCCACAACUGCUUGCUUGCGAGAUCCUGACUGCAGAGGAGGCUCCGCAGGACGGUUCCCCUCCUUUGUCUGUCUCUGGGUUGCUGUCCUUCGGCCAAAUUGCAUUUGUCUUCAGUCUCUCAGAAGUUGUACAUUUUGGGCUCUGGAUGGACUGGCUGUUGGCUACACUGAAAGAAUUUGUACUAAGUUCUUCCCAUGUGGUUUUGAUACAACCAUGUCAAGGGAUUGUUUAAAGUACAGAUGCAUCCCGAGUUAUUAAUGCCUUGGAUGAAAGUGAGCUAAAUACUGUGCAAAUUCAUCCAUUGAACUUUCAAUAGGCAGUAAAGGCCACAUCCUGGACAGGCUGCAGAGCCAUUGCAGGGCACAUGGGGAUUCACACACACUGCCUGUAUGUACAAAGCAGUGAAAACUUCAAUUAGGUCUUUGCAGUGGGUUUUAUUUACAGUGGAUGAAUGGUGGGGGAGGGGGGGCGGCAGCAUAAGGCAGUUUCAGGUGCAACUGCUACAUGAAGUGAUUCCAGAUGAAUGUCAUUUCCAAAAUCCUGCCCAGGAUAAGCAGUUAUCUCUGGGGAACAUUACAAGACCAUAUAUAUGUUUUUAAAUCUGCGUUUCUAAAUCCUGCUUUAAUCCUGGUUCUGCUACAUGGCAGGUUACUUCCAGGCUCAGAAUUUCUAAGACAUCAGAGACAUUGGGAAUGUUCAGAAACCAGCCAGACAGACGGCUGAAGCGACUUUGUAAUGCCAGAGAUGACGUCAACUUUUCCGACAGUUUCUCAUGAUUCGAGGAUGACCUCAAGUGUCUUUCAAAAAGAAUAGGAAACAUUAAGUUCUGUGAAAUGCACUGCUAGGACAACUUCGGGUUCCUAGAAGCAAGACCAAAGUCCCAAAAAGUAAGAAAAAAAGUCCAAAAAACAUAAAAGAACCAGGCCGCUGUUUGCAAAAAAAAAUAUAUAUAUUGUUUACAGACACAGACCCACAAACUGAGAAAUGAGAGAUGAACUGUGCUGUGAUCUCUUAAUUAAAUCCAGAGCCGUGUGUGGUUGUCAUGGCAAUUCUUUGUGCUAUUGAUCUUAACAAGAGUGCGUGGAUUUCAAAAAGCAAAAUGGCCCCAAAGCAUCGAUCCACACCUGGAUCUAUCUAAUAUAACUCAUACGCAGUAUUUUUUUCAGGCACCUUUUUUGCUCAUUUUCAUUAAGGCAGCAGGGUAACUUAAGUCAUGAUGGUGGGGUAUGUAUUACGAAAUGCUAUUUUAGACUGGGCCUAGGUCCAGGAUAUUUUGAGGGUGGGGCACUGGAGAGCUGGGGUGAUUGGGUAUAAGAGCCCAAAAAGUCUUUAAGAAAUUGGCUUCCUCCUUAUGUAUAUAGUAAAAUGUUUUUAAAAUCUGUGAUUGGUUGGCAUUUGCCCAGCCACAGGCGAAAGUUGUGAUUGGUGGCCUGGUUCCUCCCUGCCUGCUGAGCUCAGUUGCAGCUGAGCUUUGUUUCUGUAGACUGUUGACUAUAAAAUUCCAUCUCAUUUCCUCACAAAAAGAAUAUUGUGAAGGAAUAUCCUGCAGGAAACCACUCUCCUGAGGCGUUUUUAUAUAAUAAGAACCAGCUGAUUUUGGCACACAUAAAUGGGAAGCUUGCAGUACUUUGACUUCCAGUAAGACCCUGGAAUGGAUAACAUGAGUAAAUUUACCACCAGGAAAAACAACAUGAAUGCUUUUAUUUAUACCGUGCUAAUGGAGAACAAAUACAUGUAGUUCUCCAGCAAUAUGCUCACAACUAAGACCUGGCUGUAGGGUAAUAUUUACACUGUUCAUGUAAUGCAACGCAGGAAUGUAGAUCAUCCACUAGUUUUUUUUAUGUGCUAUUAUGGCUGAUGUGCAAAAUUAUGAGCUCUUAUUGUCAGCCUUGUCUCAUAAAUCAAAUAUUUUUACAAGAACAUUUUGCCUGGUCAAAGGCAAGAUGCACUUAUUAGCAAUUUUCAGUUGUGUACUCAGAGGAUAUUAUUAUUUUGUUAAUAAAAGCCAAUUGCAGCUGCAAUUGUUCUGAUAGACAAAGCUGAGUCACAAAAGUUUUCUAUAACUUAUGCGUAUACAUGUAUUGUUUUUCUCCCAAAUUCUGUGAAGUGUAAGAGCUGUGGAAUCCCGAAUCCCAUAGACUUCUCUGAUUACACGUUCAGUAUUGUGCCUCUUGCUACGGAGCCAGACCUCACUGUGGGAGGGGCUUGAGCUGCUUGCAGAUGGAUUGAUAGUCGUCCCAGAGUGGAAGAAGACAAUUAGUUGAGGAGCAUGUCGUGUCAGCAGGACGUGGUGUACUGGUGCAGCUGGGGCUUAAUCUUAGCCUCGGUGACCUACUUCAACAGGCAGAGGAAGAUAGAGACUCCUUAUGGCCGAUAUUUGGACACCUCUAAACCAGCCCUGAUGGUUCCUGCCAAAGUGGCGUGGUUCCUUCAGGAGCUGCCUUCCUUCCUGGUGCCGAUGGUCUUGCUCUACACUGCGGAUGAAGUCUCUAUCGUGGGCCGGAACCUGCUGCUGUCCACCUUCUGCUUGCACUACUUCCAAAGGACCUUCAUAUACUCCCUGCUGAACAAGGGCCGACCCACCCCUCUUCAGAUCAUGAUCUCCGCCAUGAUCUUCUGCUCUAUCAAUGGCUUCUUCCAGGGGUACAACAUGCUACACUGUGCAGAAUAUGAAGAAAACUGGUGGGCAGAUGUUCGCUUAUGGACUGGACUGAUAAUAUUCUUUGUGGGAAUGGCCAUUAAUAUUCACAGUGAUCAUAUUCUGCGAAAAUUAAGAAAACCAGGAGAAGUCACCUACAAGAUUCCAAACGGGGGCCUGUUUGAAUACGUCUCAGGGGCCAAUUUCUUUGGGGAGAUCUUGGAGUGGAUAGGCUACGCUGUGGCAACCUGGACUAUGCCCGCGUUUGCUUUCGCUUUUUUCACCAUGUGCUCCAUUGGACCAAGAGCCUGCCACCAUCACAGGUUCUACUUGAAACAAUUCAAAAAUUACCCCAAAUCCAGAAAAGCUCUGAUACCUUUCAUCUACUGAGGGCGUGAAGCGGGGGACGUGCACAGCUCACGGGGCGCCCUAAGGACAAAGCGGCGGGUGACGCAGGGACAGAAUCGUCACGAUUUUGAAGCUCAACUACACAAGCUAUGUUGCCAAGUCUGAGGAAUCUACACGCAGUAGUGGAUGAAGCUUUGCUCUCUGAGUCCAGGGCAAAAUUUUCAGCUUCAGUGUUCAGGUUUCCUUGAAUUGUACUUUUCCUUCACAGUCAGCAGGGUCAGGCUUUCUGUAAAUAUUACAGGUUGCCACAUCAAGGUCUUGCUCUAUUGGCUCUCUUCCCAUUUCAACAUGUGCUCUAUCGACACCGCCUGCAUAAUGACAAUGUGACAACCUCUCUUUUAGCUUUAUUGUUGAUAUCUCCCUGAUGUAUUCAAAAUAACAAAAUGAUUGAAAACGAAAUAAAAUGUAUGCGUCAUUAGAACGUAUUUAUUUAGGCGCCACCAAGUGGUGGAGAGCGAACGCUGGUAGAGCACAUCCACUACAGUGGGGUUAUUCAAAUCACGGUCCUUGAGGUCCGAGCACUGCUGGUUUUCCAGCCUUCCUUUACCUGUCAGUCAGGUGUGACGCCUCUGGCCAAUCAGAAUCAGUAAUUAUUAAACUAACUACCUGGGAGAACUGAAAACAAGGCCUGGAUUUAGAAUCGAGGUCCAGAUUUGAAGAACCCUGCACUACAGUAAGUCUGCUGGGGCUGCUGAUGUAAACAUGAGCCAUUGUUUACCCAGAAAAAUCAAGACGUGAAAGUUAAGGCCAAAGAUCUGCAAGGACGGUUCAAACUCUAAACAGCAUCAGCCACAUUUAUGUAAUUAAAGCAAGAAUAUGUAUGUAACCUCGGUAUUUUCCCAACAUUUCAUUGAACAUAUUUUACAUAUGGUUUUGUACAUUUUACAGUCGGUUUCAGCAAAGGAUGACAGAGUUUAACCAGUGAUGUAAAUACUUAUGAAUAAAAUGGAAAAAAAUGC